AUGGCAUUAUUACACAUCUACGGUGUUAAGCGAUUAGGGAAGCGUGAAAAUACACUCCUAAAAGUUAUCUUCAAUCGCGGAUACUCUACACGCUAUUUGACUUACACCGAGUACAGCAGCCAAAUAAACUGCGCAUCAUUUGGAUCAGGAAGAAGCGCCGAAUCGAAAGUAGGAAUUUUUCUUUCUUUCUUUCCUGAUAUAAUGAUAAUGGUGUUAAAGAGUCACGCCUGGCAACCUGGUAUAAAGAAUCCGUAUCGAGGGUCGAUAGUUUGGAUCCAGCCAGAAACUAUACAGAUACUAUUAACGUUGUACAAGUAUUCUUACAUGCAAGAUUAUGAAGACAAAGAGUGGUCUAUUCUUUUAGAAGAUGAGUCAACUACCGGUAAAAGAAGGGAAGUUGCUAUCAUACUGUUAAAUAUGGCACGACAUUGCAAUUCCAUAUCGCUGACUUCCAAUCUUACGCUAAAUAUGAGGCCCACUACUAAAAAGAUUAUUGCUGCUCGUUUGGAAUUGACUAUUACAUCUGAAUUAAUGCGAGAGAGAACGCGCAGUAUAUCUGAUAUAGGCCGUUCAAGCAGUGUUGCAAGCUUGACUGACUUACAAGCUGAAAAUAUGCUAGUUGAUGAUGAAUAUAGUAAAUCCGUAGCUCAAGUAUCCAAGCGUUCUUCAGAUGAAUCAAAUGUUCAACGCCAUGUAGAACUGACGGAUAAUUACUCACACAAUGAUCGUAUCAAGUCUCAUAGCUCUCCUACGUUAAGAUAUUCUAUAUCAGGGGGCGAUAUCACACCUAUAGUAGAGGAGUCGGAAAGUAGUUCAUUAUCUCGUAAAUCAAGCGAAAUGGUUAGUGGCUUUUGCGAAACGACUAAGAGAAAUCAAUCUGAUAUCUUGAAACAACAUACUAAAAUCGAAGAACUAUUUAUAAUCUGUUAUAAUGAAUGUGUAUCGGGUGGUGGAAUACGCCAUCGUCCAUAUUACAGGAAUAGCAAUUCCAGCAGUAAUGACAGAAAAUCCCGUGUUAGUCAGUAUGCCUUAUCUGUCUUGAUGACUAUAAGGACAUACAUAAUAAGGUGCUUUGAAUGCUUAGUUACUCGUGUAUUGUAUUUUGAGGCUUUGAUAUUACAAUCAACUAAGCUUGUUCUUCAAUUGCAGCCUUCUCAGAAGCAAGACUUACUUGAUUGGUGUCAGGAAUGUACUAAAGACUACGAGAACGUUGAAAUAGUUAACAUGUCGUCUUCUUGGAAGAAUGGGCUAGCAUUUUGUGCUAUCAUUCACUACUACUACCCAGAAUUGAUACCUUAUGACACCUUAAGUGAUGACAACUGUGAAAGGAACUGCCACAUCGCGUUCGAUGCAGCCAAAACACUUGGUGUACCAAAACUAUUAGACUCAUCUGAUGUUGCCAAUGAAGACAGAUUAGAUAAAAUCAAGCUCAUGGAGUAUCUUUUUCUAUUAAAAAGACAAUUACGAUGUACCAUUGAAGAUGAACCGCAGUACCUAGAAACUAAACGAAGGAAAUCUAAAGGAGACUGUGAAACUAUUUCUUGGCACGAUCGCCAGAACAGUUUACCAUGUUGCAUUCAUGAAAAAGGCUGGGCAACAGCUAAUUCUAUAGCUAAGACGGUAACAGCUAAAAUAGUCGUUAACUUUUUAGAUGAUCAAGACGUGAAACGAUUACACUAUUCUGAUACUUUACAUCCACUAAAAGAGGAUUGUCUGGAAAAUUAUUCGAAGCGCCGUCAUACUAUGGAUAGCUCCAUUCAGAGAAAUCGUCGGUUGCUGCCCAUUCUACCUUCUCGACAGGAAACUGUGUCAAAAAUCUUUACUAAUCAGUUACAGUCAAAAUCAUACGAAUUGAAUACAUCAGGAACAGCACGUUCGAUAGCCAAUUAUUCGCAGAGGAGGAAGCUGGUAUUAUUUGAAGGCAGUGCAUCUAUAAAGAGGCCUGAAAGUAUAGAAACUAGCAGCUGGAACUUUAACAGUCAGGCUGGCGCCAGCGCUGGUUAUCAAAGUGAAAUAGAUUAUGGUGUUAAUCACCAAGACUUUAUUACUCGUAAGGAAGACAUACAGAAUAGCCUUCAAUUACUCGCAGAGCGAGAUGCAGUUACAUUUGCAGAUAUAAAUAAAAUAGAAAAAGAACUGAGAAUUGCUAUUAAUAGUUCACAUGAUCCAAGCAGAAAUAAGCAGUUAUUAAGACAGAAAAUCGCCUUAUUACGGCAAAGAAACGAAAUAACUAGGGAACAGAAUGAACUAAGUUUGCGGUCUAAAGAAAAUGAUCUCGAAUAUGAAUCGAGCCUUAUAGAUCGUGAGCUAUACGAUUUAUCUUUAAUUUCUGAUUUUAAUAAGUCUGAUAAACAAACACAACGAAUACAACAUUUGGCUAAGGAAAAGUUUAAGCUUGUAAAUGAGAGAGAUAGAAUUGUAACACAAAUGGAGAAAUAUCGGCGUAGAGCUGAAGCAGAAGACAAUGAACUUGAGCAAGCAACCAAGAAUUUAGAAAUUUUUGAUGAAGAAGACGAUGACCUAUGUUGUGUUCAGUGAUCGACUACAUAGUAUUGAAAUAGAAGCUGAAAUUUAACCUUGCUUUGAAUAAGAUUAUAAUGCUAAGUCUUGGAGAGAAUACCUCAAGAAAUAUAUUUUCGACGGUAGUCAAAAUCAAUGUAUAUCGUUUAAUCAGGUGCCGAUAUUCUUGUUACUGUAUCGAAAGGUUGUGGCCUAAUAACAUUAUUAGUAAAUCGUAUAGUAAUCAAGUAUGAUACAACGGAAAAAUAUUGGAUAUCUGUUAAUGCUUUAGCGGCGUCCUCAUUGAAGCUGCUAGUUACUGUCAAUUUUUAGACGCUCUUAAGCGGAAAUAAAAAUAGUGAC
Trichoplax adhaerens is the source of this 2862-nucleotide messenger RNA. RefSeq lists its product as uncharacterized. The record is from RefSeq and is a predicted model, not a curated record. Gene Ontology annotation, molecular function: protein binding. Lineage: Eukaryota; Metazoa; Placozoa; Uniplacotomia; Trichoplacea; Trichoplacidae. The transcript is spliced from 25 exons. Bases 1 to 2538 code for a protein of 845 amino acids.